Molecule: messenger RNA, 4880 nt
Organism: Limulus polyphemus (Atlantic horseshoe crab)
Lineage: Eukaryota; Metazoa; Arthropoda; Merostomata; Xiphosura; Limulidae
Gene: boss
Product: protein bride of sevenless-like
Exons: 5
Coding region: 801-2438 (545 amino acids)
Biological process (GO): visual perception; G protein-coupled receptor signaling pathway
Cellular component (GO): membrane
Molecular function (GO): sevenless binding; adenylate cyclase inhibiting G protein-coupled glutamate receptor activity
Source: RefSeq, a predicted model, not a curated record
UAAAACAUGUAUUUAUUUGUAUUGUUUCUGUCACAGCAUAGCCUUAGGGGAGAGGCCAAGAGUGGAAAUGUUUGUUGAAGCUGAGCCCCGGGCUGCUCUGGCUGAAACUAAGUUCCAGUAACACUGAUCCCUAUCAAAUGUUAUGUCGCCACAGUUGCAGUGACUUGACGAACUACACUUUUUUUGUUUUUUAAACUUAAUUGAUAUAAUGUAUUUGUUUUAUUUAAAAACAUUUAGGUUUCAAGGCAUACGAUACGUGCAGUAAUGCACGCAGCGCCCUCAAGCGAGUGAUUCAAAGUCUUGUGGACGGAAGCUACUUGCAGGACACAAACUGUCAGAAAGGUUCACCUAUCAUUGGUUUUUUUGGUCCCUCAUCGGCGACUAUUGCUUCUACUGUAUCUGCCUUUGUCAAGAGAUUUAAUUUUACUCACUUGCCCCUACAUCUGGAUUUUUUAGACAACGAAAUUAAGGUUUCCAUAGCAGUACUACUUCAGUUAAACUGGCGUCAGGUGGCGCUAUUGAGCAGCAGUUAUAUUGUUUCAGAAAAAUUCCACCAAGCGUCUUCGUCGGCCAACAUCUGUGUGAGUGUAUCGGAGGAACUGUUUUCCGACAGACUUCUUCCCCAGCAGUGUCAAGACCUCUAUGAAGAGAUUCGUCAGUCUGGAACACGAGUUAUUGUAGUUUUGGGCUACGAUUUUGAAGUUGUCAAGACGUUACAGUACGCUGAGAAUUGUAACAGUUCAAAUUUUUAUUGGUUAACGGUGGGUCUGAAUGACGCUGACUCUAUAUCGGACUUCCAAAUGAAAAUAAUCAGCAUUACGGCUUCUCAAGAACGGUUUCCUGACCUGGAAGACAGAGUAUAUCUUGAGAUUGAUGGGAACGCGUCCGACGAGUGGUCUUCGCACGACAAUAACUCAGGCUUACACAACUGUUUUAAUACUGGGUUCUUGGCUCAGGUCUCUUCAGACGCCCCCUGUCGCAAGUACGAAGCACUAGGAAUAUCCGAAACCGUUCGAACUGUCGUGAGUUAUGGGGUUCAUUUAAAACAGUUAGUUAACUCGAGUUGUCAUCAGGCCAAGAAAGGCUGCGUUAAGAACACUGUUAAUUGUGAACAGGCCAAGAAAGGCUGUGUUGAGAAAAUUGUUGCUCUUCUGUCCCAGCAAAAUAUCAAAGCUCUACAAACCGAAAUCACCAAUACACUUCGUGAAACUAAGUUAGAAGAAGAAGAAUUUAUUCGAUAUGACAUCUUAUCUUCAGAAACAUCAUCUUCGGAAGAUGGGUCAAAGUUUACGAAGGUAGGAGAAUUUUUUAACGACAAGCUACAGCUGAAUCCAGAGAAACUCGGGAUUUUCCACCAGGUGGAGAAAGGAUGGUAUAAAAUUCCUAAUUAUCAGUGCGAUGGAGCUGGCUGCCGUUGUUUAAACAGGAACGUGACGGAAGAUUACACGAGCUUUUGGAACCAAUGGCGAUCUGAAACGUGGAUAACUAUUUUUGUUACCAUUUCUUGCAUGGGCAGUCUGAUAGCACUGGCAGUAAUCAGUUUCAUCAUUUGGCGAAUUUGUCGAGGCGACACCAUCGAGGGAAAUCAGGGAUUCGCAGUUCUGUCGCUAAUCGGGAUUAUAAUUAAUUACAUCGCCAUCUUGCCUUUUGCUUUCCUUCCUACAGAGGCGCUGUGCACACUGCGUUUGUUGUCUGUCGGUCUGGCCUACACCCUUCUCUUCUCGCCAUUAUUGGUACGUUCGCUUAUGUUGGCCACCACCGACACGGACGGCCUGCCCGGACAUGUUAGUGGCUUAGUCCAGAGCGCCCUCUAUUUCUUCUGUGUCGGAGUACAGGGAGCUUUGUCAGUGGAGUACUGGUGGUUGUCAAAAGUACAACAUUUUCAACUGGUGGAAGAAAGUGGAGAAUUCAGUAAAACGUGUAUCCUUUCUCAUGAUCGGAUUCUCAUCUCUCUCGCGUAUGCCAUUCUACUUUUGGUAUUUUGGAUCUUCGUGUCGCCAUUUUGUGUGCGUAACAGGAGAAACUACAGAGAAGGGCUAUUCUUUCACAUUGCCAGCCUGGCUUCUUUGGUUGUCUGGGCCGCGUGGAUCACAGGAUUUAUUCUUCUGGCGGAAGAUUUGAGAGAAAAGUUACUGUGCUUAGGCCUGAUAGCGAACGCCACCGUUGUUCUGGUGGUUAUUUUUAUCCCACGGGUUUAUAAGAUGACGACGGCGAUAGCCCUGGACACUGCAAACGUCAGCCUGAGGCCCGUGGGGCAGCUAACAGCCCCAAGUCUUACCGAUAUGACGGUAAGAAGUUCCAACGUUAUGCUGUAUGACACUGUCAAUCACGCCUAUGCCCCCGAGUCGGUAAUGCACGCUGUGAAAGAAGAGCUGGAAGCAUCUUCUUUUGAUGAAUACGACAGAUGCUCAACACCAUCAAAAGUUACGAGACUCUAAUUAUAUGAUGUUUAUGGAUGCUAAUAAAUAAAUAACCAUGGAAACUGGAGUGGCUAAGCCACGGUAAUCGACAGUUAUUUAUAUAUUAAAAAGCGUUUAUUAGUUUGGAAGAGGUUGAAACCGACUUCUAUAUUAAAAGAACACUACGUGACGCUUCUUACAGCUUUGAUCAAACCAUUCGAAUUGUCCUUUUAUAAUUGUUUUUUGUGCGGUUCAUUCUUGCAAAAGCGACACCUUUCAACAACUACUAUACUUUCCAGAAGAAUAAAAAAAUUAAAAUAUAAACAAUUUUUAGCGGCGUCUAUAAAAUUCGACAAUGCGUUCAAUUUUCAAAGUUUUUCAUAUAAGAAUAAAUAUUUCAAAGAAAUUUACUGAAACAACGAGAAAUAAUUCUCGUUUAACGUUGCUGGAUUCCACGUGUGAUUUUUGAUGUUGUUUUCUUUUUUUUUAAAUAUAAAUAUUAGAGCUUGAAUGAGUAGACAGGAGAACGUGUAAUGAAUUAUUGUACGUCUUUAAUUUGAAUCGUAAACACUUGCUGAGCCACGUGUUCAAGUUAUAUGUUCUGAAGUUAACGUACGGGGAGUGUUGAAGUCAACAAUGGGAUCAGUUUUGUUAUUUAUAAUACAGAGUGCUGUGGGUCAACGGUAAGUUUUACUGACUUACAAUGCUUAAAUCCGGGGCUCGAUUCCUCGCAGUGAACAGAGCGUAGAUAGCCCGUUGUUUAGCUUUUCGCUUAAAAAAAAAUGUAAUUUCCUAAACACUCACAUUGAGUUUCAGUUUGUAAACUCUGUAAGGAGUAUUUUUUCCAACCAUUCAAUUAAAAACUUGGCCAGUUUCUAAACAUCCGUGGUGAGGAUUGGGUUUUUCAACCAUUCAAUAAAAACUGGGCCAUUUUCUAAACACUCACAGUGAGGAGUAGGUUCUGUUUUCAAUCAUUUAAUAAAAAAACUUUCUAAACACAGACCGACUUGUAAAUUGCCCGUGUUUAAACUUGUUGUCGGAGCUGAAGAGGAGUCAAAACAAAGAAAUAAUCGUAUUGCAUUUUCAGAUCAGAUCAGACAAUGAGUCCAGGUGUAGUAUACCAUAAUCCCAUGCGUCACUGAUUAUAGUACAUAAAAUAAGACAGGGGAGAAAAUUCAUAUCAGUUAAUUUCAUCCCUUAAUUAAGAUGGGUUCGCCCUGCCAGGGAGUGGACAGAGGACCAAAGUGAUACAAGCUUGUAGCCAUUUCCGUAUGCAUUCUUUACCUAAGUAAAAAUAAUUUUAUCACAUGUUUGAGUCUUUCGACAUCCGGGUAACAAGAAUGGCAAUAAGUACACGUGCACGAAAAAUUACACGAAUAUUUAUGGAACAGUGAAAUUAGUAGCUAUUUUGGCUACAGGGUACCACGAGCUGUAGUGAUAAAAACUUGUUAUAUUUUAUUACACUCGGAGUGUUUUUUGUAUAAAAAAAAAGUUUGGCUAUACAAACUUAAAUUUGGUGUCAAUUAAAUGGUCACAGACGGACUUGGCAACAGCAACGUAUAUUACCAAGAUGAUAAGUACUGUGACAUGCCUCUGCUCCUUACUUGUUUUAAAACCUGCUUGGAUACGCUGGAUUGAAGCAUUUGUUAGUGUACGUUAUAGUUCAGUCUUUAGUUCACUAGUAAUUACCAACACUACUUUCUGUGUUAAAUGUUUUCAGUAACUAUAAAAUAGGCUUUUCAUGGUUGUUCAAGGUCACGAUAAUCUGGACACAUUUAUUUAAUAAUUUCAUGAAACUUUCUGAUUUAAGCUACUAGAAGAUGAAGCACCAUAUAAUUAAUUGUCAUCCACUGCGGUGUUAUUUAACAUCGUACAGUGUUACCAUGACAACUAAUGUAUAUAUCCUGUAUUUUUUUUCUCCUUACGUGAUUCGGGUUAAUGAAUGCACAGUGUUUCACAUUGCAAUGUCGUCUUUGCUUACGUGAGUAUCGUUAAGACUACAGUGAAUAUAUAAUAAGGAUGUAAUUGUUUAUUUAUUAGUUGGUGCCAAUCACGUGCACUUAAUAAUUAUAUAUAUAAAUAUAUGUAUAAUGCAUUCUAGAAAUAUUUAUUAUUCCUAGACGCGUGUAUUAAACAUUUUGGUCACCAGGUGUAACUGUUGUUCAUAUGUGAUUGUCUCACUUAAAUCUACGCCAUAAUGAUAAUAUACAAUAUCUUUAUUUUGUUUAUUUUUUACUUUUUAAGUCAGAAAGUAUAUAAUAACACUCUUUAAGGCACAAAAAGCGCGCGUUGUUGCUUUAGGCUUUAUAGCAUCGUUUUUGACACUUUCCACUCGUAAAUACUAGGUUAUUAUAAAACAUCUUACAAACUUUUGAGUAGAAAUAGAUCAUGAGUAGGUGAAUGGUUUCGUCUGAUCUAAACGUUUUAAAUAAUUUCUAUUAACUGAAACGCAGAACAAAACAGAAAAUAUUGACCAAUAAA